AUGUUGCGACGGCUUUUCAGGCCUACGCACACGGAGUUGCUGCAUACGCUUCUCUGGGGCCGUGUUGCACGGCUCACGAAACGAGGGGUCGUUCAGCAGGCUGGUGUUCCAGAGCCCCGUCCUCCAACUGCUCCAGCCUCUUUGCCAAUGCCGCAAGGACUGGUGCCUAAUUUUACUCGACCACAGUUCAGUGCAUUUCAGCAGCCCAGCGUGAUGGUGUUGCUGGCAAGGGCACAAUACGCUCUUUUCACGCUUGGAUGGAAUCCCACGGCGGGUGAUUUUGCCCUCUACUGCGCAACCACGAAUGAACUCGUGUGUACGCAGAAGGAGAUGCUAUGGAAGGCGGCAAUGUGGAUGGAGGAACGCAUAGGGGAUGAUUUUAUUGCGGGUAUUAUUUUUCCUAGUGAUGGUUCCAUUCCCCUCAAGGACGCGGCAGCCCUGCUGAAGGAAAAGUCUCGUAGGCGACUAGUGUUGGCCCCAGAUACGUGGGGUAUUGCCUACUUGAUAUUAAAGAGUCAGCAAGAGUUUGUGCGAGGUUUGAGUAUUCCUACUAGCCUAGAGCAUGCGGCCUUUCAACUGACAGGGACGGUGUAUAAUCCCGCCGUUACCGACCCAUCCGUGUUUGAUUUCACAACAGGAUCAUAUACUACUUUAGGUUGCGCCACUUCUGUUUCUGCUGCACGCGACGCUCUUGUUAACUGGUGUGUUCUGUUCAUCGUUCACAAGCGAUUUGGUACAAAGGGUAACCGAAAGGUUAUGGACCCUAUUGACCAGAUUGUACGACGUGUGGUGAAGGCAGUCAAUGUGUUUGUAGUAGACAUUGAUGUGAGGGUUGGGAAGGGCACUAUUGCGGAGGGUUUUACGAUGAUUGUGACAAUAUACGAUGCCCAAAAGAGAGCUCAGACGGUUCACAUGAUUCGUAGUUUGGCAGAAGAGACCACAAAGCGCAAUGCGCUGAAUGGAAUACUGUACGGUGAGGGCACCUCGUCUAUUUCGCUUUUUGUUCCUACAGCCCGGACGAGGUCGGCGCAGCUUCUUGCCUUUGCUCGCAGUUGCCGUCCAUCAUGUCCGUUUUUUGCAGCUGAGGUGUCAAGUUUGGCGCAGUUUUUUGCCGGCACUAAAGUCGCCGCCGGUCUUGACGAAGAGAAGGACCCACGCACCACAUGGGCGAGAAUUCGCUCCAAUUGUUUUCCAGAAAAAACCUCUCGCAAAGAGGAGGAAGCUCUUGAUAAAAAGUUGCAGCAAGGCUUCACAGCGCUUGCCAAUAAACUCUUUUCAGAUCGCCUGCACCGAGUUUCUCCGGCGCUGAUGUCAGCCGUGAGUAGUAUUCCUCCACAGGAGGAAAUUCAGAAAGCACAGAGGCGCGUCGAGUUAUUGGAGGAGGAGGCACGCAAUAAUCCGGUUCCACACGUGACGCAUUCUGCGUUUCUGAACAAUGUCAAUAUCAAUGAUGCCGAGGUUGUCUUUAGGCUGCAACAAUGGCGCUCGAGCAUCUAUGAAAACCCGGAGCGGCUUCAGCGUGAGCAGCAGGCACUGAAUGGACUGAAGCGUUAUUUGGUGCUUGACCUAGAAACGACUACGGUGCGACGCUACAAGCGUGUGGCAAACCCUUUUACCAAGGAAAAUUACGUUGUCCUUUCUGGGGCCCGUGACUACACCGGGAAGGUGUUUAUGGGAGGUCGCUACUUUGUACGAAACAUUGCCUUGCGCUACGAUGACUUUGACGUGACAAGUGCCUGCAACCUCGUUGAGGGAUCGUCAAAGUACUCGCUCUUUUUGCCACCUCUUGAUGACUACGACGUGAUUGUGGGUCAUAACAUUAAGUUUGACUUGCUACACAUCUGGCGGGAUGCGGAGCUGCGUCGCUUUCUCAGUCGCGGCGGAAAGGUAUGGGACACAAUGUACGCAGAGUAUUUGCUCACAGGCCAUGAGGUGAAACUUGGCCGCGGUGCUGGCUUGGAGGAGGUCGCGAAGUCAUACGGUGGUCAGACCCCAAAGUUGGACGCUGUGAAGGAAGCCUGGGCAAAGGGCAAAGAAACAUACCAGAUACCGUAUGCAUUGCUAUCCGAGUACCUGCAUGGCGAUCUGGAGAAUACAGAGCUUAUUUUCCGAAAACACAUGGAACGCGCCUUCACGCAGCGGCAGGUUAUUAUCUGUGUGGCGCGAAUGGAUGGCCUUCUUUGUACGACGGAGAUGGAAUAUAACGGUCUGAAAACCAACGUGCAACUCGCCGUGGCGCAAAGCAACGAACUCAUGGUCAAAGUGAUGGAACUUCGAAACCACCUGGAGAGUGCUAUUCCCAAGGAAAUUCCGGUAGACUGUCGCAAGUACUUUAACUGGUCAUCCAACCAGCACCUUAUUACGUUUUUCUUUGGUGGUAAAUUAAAACUGAACACAAGCGCCCGCGAAAGCAAAGUUUUGCCUGGAGAAGCUUUUGAUCGUCACACGCUGUAUGUACCGGCUGAGGAAUAUACGUCGGACCGCUUCCCAAAAGGGGUCUUUUUUCGUCCACCGGUGCACGUGCUUGGUCCUGCGGACUGCCUUAUCGCAACCGGCGGCUCACUGGACAAGGGAACAAAGAUGUUCAAGACCUACUAUGAAACCUAUGUGAAGCAGGCUGGGUUUCGUAAGAGCUCGACUAUGACAGAUUCGCUAAGUCGUGAGAUGGUCGCUGUCUCAAGGACAGAAUCUGACAGGCGGACCGAACCUGAGGCUCUCGCUAAUUUACUUCCCAGACGUCACCUGUUUUUAUUCGCAGGGAUCACUGCCACUGUGGAGGGAAAGAUAGGCAAGUUUUUUCUUAAAAAUGCAGUGACAGGGGAAUCUGUGACGAUUCUUGCCGAUCACAAAGAUAAAGUUGCCCGGCUUCGCGCCUUUAUAGAACAACAGGUGAUAUUACAUACAGAUAUGCUACUUCCUGCAGAAGAGGAGAAUGAUUCCUCCCCAUCUAAUAUGAGCGCCUUUGUAGACGCGCACGUUACCAUUUUGGCCAGGGAUGCACCCUUCUCCUUCACAAGGCUACUGCACUCUGAUUCAGGCAUGAAGGAGUAUCUGGCGUCGCACGACGGCCUCCGCUCUGGCACAGCAGAUAUCAAUGAGCGCUACGUAAUUACUUUGGCGGACACGGUCGCCGUACUUGCUUACUACCGACACCUUUACGGCACCCAAACUGAGGCAGCCUGGAGGUCCCGCGGUUCCGGAGAUGAGUCCAAACUUGUGUAUCCUUUACGGGCCUUUCCACGCCCUGGCUCCUCCAAGAAUGCCACGACGGAAGCCUUUAAAGCUCAACUGCUGCGAGAGGCCGCCAUGAUACCGGAGGAUUGGUGUGAUUACUAUAUUGACGUUUUUCUCCACAUUGGCAAUGCGGCACUGCAAAGUGAGGCAAUGGGCCCCGAGGCGACAGCGAAGAAAACGCGGAAGUCAAAAAAAAAUAGCAACAAACGCGCAACAGACACUCUUCCAAUUCUUCUCCGCGACCGCCAUGCCUUUGUUGCCUACCACAACUUGCUCCCCGAUGAGGAGCGCAAGCGGUUGGCGUUGAUGACGUUGAUUGGUAGGACAUGCGCCUCCGUGUACGAUGCCUUUGCGGUGCAGUGUGCUCAUGAUGAUGUUGUGGAGGUGAUGAUUCGUGGACGUCUCGCGACGUAUGUUCCGAGUCAGCUUGACGCGGAGCAGGUGAUGCGCAAGUUUCGAAGUGCAACAACACGACAACUGCAGGUAGGGGAGGAUUCACUGAACUAUUUUAAAAAGACCCACGGGGACAAGACGGCCGAAACCAUUUUAGAACUACGCGCCAUGGAAAAACUUAUUGGUACGUACUACGAAAAUACAGAUGAUGGGACGGGGAUGGUCUCCCUUGUGCACAGCGUCGACAGCUGCAUUCACCAUGAGCUAAUACAUAACAAGACAAACACAGGACGUCUUGCGAGCGCCAAUCCCAACUGUCAGAAUAUUCCCAAGGAAGAUAAAUCGCCCUUACGAGAGAUGUUUGUUAGUCGUUAUGGGGAAAAGGGAAUGUGCAUAGAGGCGGAUUAUUCGCAGCUAGAGGUUGUUGCCUUGGCUGUGCUUGCGAAUGAUUAUCAAAUGCUUGAGGAUCUUCGAUCGAAUGUGGAUUUCCAUUGCAAACGUGUGGCUAUGAUGCGUCCUGACUUGCCGUAUAUGGAGGUUCUACUGAGGGCGAAAAAGAAUAAGGAACCUGAGUUUGUAAAGUUGCGUCAGCAGGCCAAAAUAUUUUCAUUUCAGCGACAGUACGGGGCUGGUGUGAAAAUGAUUAGUCAAAGCACUGGGCUGACGCAAGAUCAGGUGCGCCAUCUCAUCGAAAAGGAGCGGGAGACUUAUCAUGGCGUAGAUGCGUUUAACAGCAUGGUCGCAUUGUCUGCUAACAACUUUGACGCCUCUAUUCAAGACGGUUCACGCAACGUACGAGGACAUCAAUUCUUUAAAGGGAUCUUUCCCGUGAUUACUGGGAGCCGUUACGUCUUUACCGAGUCUGAUGUACCGGAGGGUAUAAUGCGAGACAGGGCGUUGUCUGCGAAAUCGACAAGUUUUUCCCCUACACACCUUAAAAAUUAUCCCGUGCAGGGAUUUGCGGGAGAGAUUGUGCAGAUUAUGUUGGGUGUGCUGUGGCGACACUUUUUAAUGACCAACAACUACAAUAGACUGGCCGUGCUCAUUAACACGGUACACGAUUGUGUGUGGAUUGACUGUCAUGUGGAUGUGUUUCUUCAGGUUGCGGAGGAAGUGGAGAGAAUUAUGAGUGACGUGCGGGAGGUUCUUAACAGUCUCUAUCCAGAAAUGAACAUCACAGUGGAUUUUCCAUGUGACGUUGUUGCUGGCGAGAACAUGGGUGCGCUGCGCCCCAUUAUUCGCGAGGAGACACUUUAA
Molecule: messenger RNA, 4884 nt
Organism: Trypanosoma rangeli
Lineage: Eukaryota; Euglenozoa; Kinetoplastea; Trypanosomatida; Trypanosomatidae
Product: putative mitochondrial DNA polymerase I protein D
Exons: 1
Coding region: 1-4884 (1627 amino acids)
Biological process (GO): double-strand break repair; DNA-templated DNA replication
Molecular function (GO): DNA binding; DNA-directed DNA polymerase activity
Source: RefSeq, a predicted model, not a curated record